Molecule: messenger RNA, 246 nt
Organism: Clunio marinus
Lineage: Eukaryota; Metazoa; Arthropoda; Insecta; Diptera; Chironomidae
Source: the annotation of a GenBank genome assembly
AUGCUCACUUCCUUGCGUGAAUUAAAGUUAAACUCUGCAAAUCUACAAGCUUACAUACCUGAACGAUUUCAAAUUAAUUCGACAUUUAUCGAUGUCAUAAAUUAUUCACUUCUUCUUCCACCCGAUAGUCUUCCUUCCACUUUAAUCAUAAAUUAUGGAGUAACACAAGAAGAUGUGCUUAUGGAUCUACCACAGAGAAAAACAAAAAUAAAGCCAAAAACAGCGAAAAAAUCUUUCUCGUGCUAA